Molecule: messenger RNA, 171 nt
Organism: Dentiscutata erythropus
Lineage: Eukaryota; Fungi; Glomeromycota; Glomeromycetes; Diversisporales; Gigasporaceae
Source: the annotation of a GenBank genome assembly
AUGUCUGAACCCAUCAUUCCACCUGUUAUUCCAGAAGAAGAUGAUAGACUUCCAUAUGAAAAGAUAGAAAUUACAGAAGACCAUGUUACAAGAAUAAGAGAAUGGCUUAUACAAAAACGAGAUUAUAGAGGCAAAGCUGAAACUUUUAACACAAUCAUGGAUGAUUUUGGG